AGAGAUUGAGAUUCUCCGGUUGAUCUGAUCUGUGUGUGUGUGUGUGUGUGUGUGUAUCGGCGGAAUGGAGGUCUAUCCUCUCGACACUGAAGGGAUGAUGGAGGCUUGGCUCGACGACCACCGAGAGUUCGCACAUUCUUACUUUGUACGCAAGGCUUCUCGGGAAAUGGUCAACGCUUGGUUUGCUGAGCGUGUCCACUCCAUCCAGCCGGCCAGGGAAGCACCAAAAGCCCCGCAGGAAUCUUUAACGGGCCUUCAUCCAGCCGAUGCCCCGAGUCCGGCUCCAUCCACACCAACACGGAAGAUCUCAGCGUCUGAGUUCGACAGGCCGCUUCGCCCCAUUGUCGUGAAAGACGCCGAGGGUUCGCUCACUUUCCUAAGCGACGCAGAACGGGUUCAGAUGCCUCCUCCUCCUUCCCAGCGCGCAGACGUGGGCGGAGGGAUUAUGCAUUCUGGAGAUCGCCAAAAUGGUGAUCGGUGUGCUCGUUUGUUGGACCUUGUACGCGACGUUUCAAGUCACUUGGAUCUUACUGCCCUCUGCCACAAGAUCUUCUUACACACUCACGAGUUGAUCGCUGCAGAUCGCUACUCGCUCUUCUUGGUUGGAGAGGACAGUUCGAACAGAAAGUUCCUGGUGAGCCGGCUCUUUGAUGUCGCAGAAGGAUCCACUCUUGAAGAGGCUUCAAACAGCGGCAUUCGCCUCGAAUGGAACAAAGGAAUUGUGGGAUAUGUGGCGGCCACUGGACAGCCUCUGAACAUCAAGAACGCAUAUGAGGAUCCACGCUUUAAUGCAGAAGUCGACCAAAUUACAGGAUAUAAGACGCAGAGCAUCUUGUGUUUGCCCAUCAAAAACCACCGAGAUGAGGUUGUCGGUGUCGCACAAGCGAUCAAUAAAAGGUGUGGAGAGAACAGCAGCUUCACAGAGCAGGACGAGAGGGACUUUUCUUCGUACCUGUCUUUCUCUGGGAUAGUGCUACACAACGCUCAACUCUAUGAGACAUCGCAGCUGGAGAACAGGCGAAACCAGGUGUUGCUGGAUCUGGCGAGUCUGAUCUUUGAGGAGCAACAGUCACUGGAGGUUUUGCUGAGGAAAACCGUGGCCACCAUCUUGUCUUUCAUGCAGGCUCAAGAAUGCACCGUCUUCAUUACUGACAGAGAAACGGCUAACACAUUCUCCAGUGUGUUUCACAUGGAAUAUGAGGAGCUUGCAGGAUCCGUGGACUUCCCGAACAGGGAAUGUGACGUCAACAAGAUUAACUACAUGUACGCUCAGUAUGUCAAGAACAGUAUGGAGUCGCUGAACAUCACAGAUGUCACCGAAGACCAGCGAUUUCCAUGGACUAGUGAAAAUCUAGAGUCCUCGAACGGUCAAAUCAAAAGUCUUCUCUGCACGCCAAUCAGGAAUGGGAAGAAAGAUAAAGUGAUAGGUGUUUGCCAGUUGGUGAAUAAGAUGGAUGACGCGUCAGGAGAAGUCAAAGCCUUUAAUAGGAACGAUGAGCAGUUUCUCGAGGCCUUUGCUAUCUUCUGUGGACUGGGCAUCCAGAACACACAGAUGUACGAAGCCGUGGAAAGAGCCAUGGCCAAGCAAGAGGUCACACUCGAGGUGCUCUCGUAUCAUGCGUCGGCUGAAGAAGAAGAGACGCGGGCGCUCCAGGCCGCCACGAUCCCCUCGGCUCAGUCUCUCCGACUGAUGGACUUCAGCUUCAGUGAUUUCGACCUGUCGGACGCCGACACGACUCAAGCCACCAUACGCAUGUUCGUGGACCUCAAGCUCGUGCAGAACUUUCAGAUGAAGUACAAGAGCCUGUGCCAGUGGAUCUUAAGCGUGAAGAAGAACUACAGGAAGAACGUGGUUUAUCACAACUGGAGACACGCUUUCAACACGUCGCAGUGCAUGUUCGCUGUGCUGAAGUCUGGCCGGGUCCAGAAUAAUCUGAGUGAUUUGGAGGUCUUAGCUUUAAUGAUUGCGACAUUGAGCCAUGAUUUGGAUCACAGAGGUGUCAACAACUCCUACAUCAAAAGAAGUGACCAUCCACUGGCCCAGCUCUACUGCCACUCCACCAUGGAGCAUCACCACUUCGACCAGUGUCUCAUGAUCCUCAACAGCCCUGUGAGUAUACCUGUGUGUGUGUGUGU
Messenger RNA from Rhinichthys klamathensis goyatoka, 2136 nucleotides. It is a transcript of the gene pde5ab, whose product is annotated as phosphodiesterase 5A, cGMP-specific, b. Gene Ontology annotation, biological process: signal transduction. The transcript has 15 exons. The annotation marks the transcript as partial. The record is from RefSeq and is a predicted model, not a curated record. NCBI's taxonomy places the organism in Eukaryota, Metazoa, Chordata, Actinopteri, Cypriniformes, Leuciscidae. Gene Ontology annotation, molecular function: protein binding; 3',5'-cyclic-GMP phosphodiesterase activity.